AUGACUCGUUGGACCCUAAACUACGGCACGCUCCGCGGCAGUGGUCGUUAUCUUGUUUUCUAUAACACCACCCACAUGGUUGUAGAGCUUUGUGCUCCUGUGAUCUCUGAAGUCCUUUGCAAUUGUUGGCUCGCUUCGACCGGUUUAUAUUGCAAUACUUGUUAUUUAUUUCCUUCCCUUUGGAAAAACCGUUACAGCCCGCUAAGUGCACACGCACAGGCCAAUAGUGAUCCCGCAAGCGCAACCAUCACGCCACAUCACUCGCAACGCCAUGAUUUACAUCCAGGUGUCCAAGAGAUGAAGGUUAAGAUUCAAAUAUCCAACUGUGCGCUUAGCACAGACGGGGCUUGA
Messenger RNA from Morchella sextelata, 351 nucleotides. RefSeq lists its product as uncharacterized. The transcript has 2 exons. The record is from RefSeq and is a predicted model, not a curated record. Bases 1 to 351 code for a protein of 116 amino acids. NCBI's taxonomy places the organism in Eukaryota, Fungi, Ascomycota, Pezizomycetes, Pezizales, Morchellaceae.